AUGUCUUCACCGCACGAGGACGAAGAUCAGGACCUCGAUCAGGAGAUCAACGUCGAUGCGGACUCGGACUGUCAGUCGAGGGUGUCGUACAACAGUGGCUCCGAGGACAUUGACCUGGAUGGCGAUGGCAAUGGGUCCUGUUACGAGGAAUCCGAUGUUACUAGCGACCAUCAGACACACCCGGCGGAACCGACGACCCGGUCGCCGAACGAAAAUCUUCCCUUCAGCAUAUCCCGCCUGCUGGCCAAGUCGUUCGAGCGCGAGCAGAAGGACAAGGACGCCAUCGCGGAGGACGCCGGACCGGAAGGACUGCUGAAGGCCGGACAUCACAUUACGUCCGGGGCGCCGGGGAGUUUGCAGUACGCGGCGGGGGCACUCUACAGCUAUCCCAUCUAUCCCGGAGGCCACGUGCUGCGAGUGCCUCCCCAGCGUGGACCCUGCAACCCGCUGUCCUGGUCCCUACCGCCCCUGCAUCCUGCCGCCCUCGCACAUCAGGCCGUCAAAGAUCGGCUCGCUGCUUUUCCCAUCGCCCGCCGGAUCGGCCACCCGUAUCAAAAUCGGACACCCCCGAAGCGGAAAAAGCCCCGCACCUCCUUCACCCGCAUCCAGGUGGCGGAGCUGGAGAAGCGAUUCCACAAGCAGAAGUACCUGGCGUCGGCGGAGCGGGCGGCGCUAGCGCGAGGGUUGAAAAUGACCGACGCUCAGGUUAAAACCUGGUUCCAAAACCGGCGCACAAAAUGGAGACGACAAACGGCAGAAGAACGCGAGGCGGAACGACAGGCGGCCAACCGACUGAUGCUUUCCCUGCAAGCGGAAGCUCUCAGCAAAGGCUUCGGUCAACCACCACCGUCGGCCGCCCCGCCCACUGCGCCAACCCCCGGUGCGCCCCUGGCCGCCCUGCACGGACUGCAGCCCUGGGCCGAAGCGCAUACCGCCGGCUGCUAA
Anopheles coustani is the source of this 945-nucleotide messenger RNA. It is a transcript of the gene C15, whose product is annotated as T-cell leukemia homeobox protein 3. Gene Ontology annotation, biological process: regulation of transcription by RNA polymerase II; animal organ development. Gene Ontology annotation, cellular component: nucleus. The transcript has 4 exons. Lineage: Eukaryota; Metazoa; Arthropoda; Insecta; Diptera; Culicidae. The coding region runs from base 1 to 945 and encodes 314 amino acids. Gene Ontology annotation, molecular function: DNA-binding transcription factor activity, RNA polymerase II-specific; RNA polymerase II cis-regulatory region sequence-specific DNA binding. The record is from RefSeq and is a predicted model, not a curated record.